Chaetomium fimeti is the source of this 1140-nucleotide messenger RNA. Its product is annotated as chaperonin 10-like protein. The record is from RefSeq and is a predicted model, not a curated record. The transcript is spliced from 2 exons. Bases 1 to 1140 code for a protein of 379 amino acids. Lineage: Eukaryota; Fungi; Ascomycota; Sordariomycetes; Sordariales; Chaetomiaceae. Gene Ontology annotation, molecular function: L-iditol 2-dehydrogenase (NAD+) activity; zinc ion binding. Gene Ontology annotation, biological process: D-sorbitol catabolic process.
AUGGCUUCCAACCUCUCCUUCAUCCUCAACAAGCCCAACGACGUCAGCUUCGAGGAGCGGCCCGUGCCCAAGCUGCAGCACGCGCACGACGUCCUCGUCGCCAUCAACUACACGGGCAUCUGCGGGUCCGACGUGCACUACUGGCAGCACGGGGCGAUCGGGCACUUCGUGGUCAAAGACCCCAUGGUGCUCGGCCACGAGUCGGCCGGCACGGUGGUGGAGGUCGGGUCGGCGGUCAAGACGCUGCGCAAGGGCGACCGCAUCGCGCUCGAGCCGGGCUACCCCUGCCGCCGCUGCGCGCCCUGCCUGUCGGGCCACUACAACCUGUGCCCGGACAUGGUCUUCGCCGCCACCCCGCCCUACCACGGCACGCUGACGGGCUUCUGGACGGCGCCCUCGGAUUUCUGCUACAAGCUCCCCGAUAACGUCUCCCUCCAGGAGGGCGCGCUCAUCGAGCCGCUCGCCGUCGCCGUGCACAUCGUCAAGCAGGCGCGCGUGCAGCCGGGUCAGAGCGUGGUGGUGAUGGGGGCCGGCCCCGUGGGCCUGCUGUGCGGGGCGGUGGCGCGGGCGUUCGGGGCGACCAAGGUGGUGGCGGUGGACAUCGUGCAGGGCAAGCUGGACUUUGCGCGCGGGUACGCGGCGACGCACACGUACCUGUCGCAGCGGGUGUCGGCGGAGGAGAACGGGCGGCGGCUGGUGGCGGAGGCGGAUCUGGGCGGCGGCGCCGACGUGGUCAUCGACGCUUCCGGCGCGGGGCCGUCGAUCCAGGCGUCGCUGCACGUGGUGCGCAUGGGCGGCACCUACGUGCAGGGCGGCAUGGGCAAGGCCGACAUCAGCUUCCCCAUCAUGGCGCUCUGCCUCAAGGAGGUGACGGCGCGCGGCUCGUUCCGCUACGGCAGCGGCGACUACAAGCUCGCCAUCGAGCUCGUCGCCGCCGGCAAGGUCGACGUCAAGGCCCUCGUCAACGGCGUCGUCCCCUUCAAGGACGCCGAGGAGGCCUUCAAGAAGGUCAAGGAGGGCCAGGUCAUCAAGAUCCUGAUCGCCGGGCCCAACGAGAAGGUUGACGGCGCCAUGGACACCAGCGUGGACGAGAAGAAACUCAAGGAGGCCAAGGCGGCCGGCAGCACCGGCUGCUGCUAA